CCCCUCUGUCACACGCUUCUGCCUCCCCUCCCUCCUCCCCUGCGUCCCUCUCUCUCGCUCAUUCACUCUCAUCUCUUUCCCUACAAGGCUGAACACAAACUGCAGGAUGUCUAUAGUGAACAUUGUUGCCAGGGAGAUCCUGGACUCUCGGGGAAACCCCACAGUGGAGGUGGACCUCUACACUGAGAAAGGACUGUUCAGGGCGGCAGUUCCAAGUGGAGCCUCUACUGGCAUCUACGAGGCUUUGGAGCUGAGAGACGGGGACAAGAGCCGUUACAAAGGCAAAGGUGUGCUGAAGGCUGUGGCUCACAUCAAUGACACCAUCAGACCCGCCCUCAUCCAGUCUGAGAUCAGCGUUGUUGAGCAGGAGAAGUUGGACAAUAUGAUGAUUGAGAUGGAUGGGACUGAAAAUAAGUCUCAAUUUGGCGCCAACGCGAUCCUGGGUGUUUCCUUGGCCAUAUGCAAGGCCGGAGCAGCGGAGAAGGGCGUUCCUCUGUACCGCCAUAUCGCCGACCUGGCGGGAAACGCAGAGCUGGUGCUGCCUGUUCCUGCCUUCAACGUGAUCAAUGGUGGGUCCCACGCAGGGAACAAGCUGGCCAUGCAGGAGUUCAUGGUGCUCCCGGUGGGGGCGGAGUCAUUUCGGGAGGCCCUGCGCGUGGGUGCGGAGCUCUACCAAACCUUGAGGGGCGUGAUCCGUGAAAAGUACGGCCAGGAUGCCACCAAUGUGGGCGAUGAGGGCGGGUUCGCCCCAAACAUCCUGGAGAACAGCGAGGCACUGGAGUUGCUGAAGACAGCCAUAGAGAAAGCCGGCUUCACGGACAAGGUGGUGAUCGGCAUGGAUGUGGCAGCGUCCGAGUUUUACCAAGACGGGAAAUACGACCUUGACUUCAAAUCGCCCCCCAACCCUGACAGACACAUCAGUGCCCAGGAGCUGUCCGAGAUAUACCAGAGCUUCGUCAACAAUUAUCCAGUGGUGUCCAUAGAGGACCCCUUCGACCAGGACGACUGGCCGGCGUGGUCCCAGCUGACAGCGUCCGUGGGGAUCCAGAUCGUGGGGGACGACCUGACGGUCACCAACCCCCGGCGGAUAGAGAAGGCGGUGGAGGACCGGGCCUGUAACUGCCUGCUGCUGAAAGUCAACCAGAUCGGCUCCGUCACCGAGGCCAUCCGGGCAUGCAAACUGGCGCAGGAGAACGGCUGGGGAGUGAUGGUGAGUCAUCGCUCGGGCGAGACUGAAGACACUUUCAUUGCUGACCUGGUGGUGGGGCUUUGCACUGGACAGAUCAAGACUGGAGCCCCCUGCAGAUCAGAGCGGCUGGCUAAAUACAACCAGCUCAUGAGGAUUGAAGAGGAAUUGGGUGACCAAGCGCGCUUCGCCGGGCACAACUUCCGAAACCCGAGCGCUCUGUGAAAGUGCCGCACGGACGCCGAGACACACCGACGCGACGAUUCACUGGAACCUACGGACAGACGACAGGCAGGAUCAGACCGAGACCCAGCGGGAGCGCCGAUGCACCAGAAACGGACAGACACAGACCGACUCACUGAGCGAGACCUCACCAAAUAGUCACCGACUCACUGUCGGGCACUGCACGCGCAGUCAGAUGCGUCGACUGACUGAUCAAUUUAAUGGCCGACGGAUAUGCACUUAAGAGACUGACUGCUUUACGUACGGAAGAAAGAGCAGUGUGUAGCAGAGUCUCUGUCUCUCUUUCACUACUAACACAGAAAAGCACUUUGUCUAGCUCCCCCGCUUUCCUUCCCCAGUCUCCUUUGCUCUUUCUUUCCCUCUCCAUUCACUCGAUUGUCCACAUAUUUCACCCACUUCAGGACCCCCUCUUUCAGCGUCUCUUUCCACGACUGCUGUCCUGACCCCCAGACCUCACUUCAGCUUACCUCUUGCUGUAUCCCCUUACCCCUAUGCCCGUAGAGGCAUUAUUCAAAUGCAACGCUUGCCACAGAACUACAAAUAAAGAGAUAAAUACUUCUGAUGAUUACUCAAACCACA
Molecule: messenger RNA, 2008 nt
Organism: Conger conger (European conger)
Lineage: Eukaryota; Metazoa; Chordata; Actinopteri; Anguilliformes; Congridae
Product: gamma-enolase
Exons: 12
Coding region: 107-1411 (434 amino acids)
Biological process (GO): glycolytic process
Cellular component (GO): phosphopyruvate hydratase complex
Molecular function (GO): phosphopyruvate hydratase activity; magnesium ion binding
Source: RefSeq, a predicted model, not a curated record